UUCAUAUAUAUAUAUAUAUAUAUAUAUAUUAUUUAUAUAUUAUUUUUUUUUUUUACAAGUAACAUAAAAUAAAUCAAUUAAUUGUUAUGUUUAGUCAUGGUCCGUGUGCGUAGUGAAAUUAUUAUUUGAAUAACCGUGGGUUUUAGCAUUAGCACGAGGGUGUGUGUUGGGGGAAAAGAUGGCCACGGGCUGCACUGACUUUGAGGAGUAGUUAUGCCGCGUUCCAGGCAACCCGUAACCCAUGUUUUCCAACCUUCUUACCCGUGAAAGUGCACUGGAACAGCAGUCAAACCCGUGACUUCCCACCCGUGAAUUCGUACUAGAUCGAUGUACUCCCAAUUACGGGUUCUGACGUCACAUAGCCCGCGAAACAACAAUGGCAGCCCCUACGGAUGCAGUGUUUAUGCAAGUGCACGGUAAAAUAAAAGGAAAAACUCCCGGUGAAACAAUUAAGAUCACGUGACAUAUCAAGAUGGAGUAUAUUAAAGAGGAGACUGAGGACAUGAGAAUCUCAGAACCAUUCAGAGUGAAACAUGAAGAAACUAAGGAACAAACAGACCUGAUGCUGCUUAAAGAGGAGAGUCCAGAUCUGAAUGAAAUGGAGGAGGAAGAUCAGUAUGAGAAACAUGAUUUCAUAAAUGAAGAUAGUCUUUGCUCACAGACUGAGAAGUCUUCCGCACAAAAAAGAGGCGAGGAGGCAGGAUCUAAAAGAUCUUUUACUUGCCAUCAGUGUGGAAACUUUUUCACUACAGCAGGAAACCUUAAAAUCCACAUGAGAGUUCAUACUGGAGAGAAGCCUUUCACAUGUGAUCAGUGUGGAAAGAGUUACACACGAAGCAAUACCUUAAAGGAUCAUAUGAUGGUUCACACUGGAGAAAGACCUUUCGAAUGUGAUCAGUGUGGAAAAAGUUACACGCGAAGCAAGACCUUAAUGAUUCACAUGAGGAUUCACACUGGAGAAAGGCCUUACACAUGCAAUCAGUGUGGAAAGUGUUUCAUACGUAAAGACAACCUUAAAUUACACAUGAAAAUUCACACAAGAGAGAACCAUUUUAUAUGCCAUCAGUGUGGAAAGAGUUUCAAAGACAUAGAACACCUUAACAAGCAUGUGAUAAUUCACUCCGAAGAGAAGCCUUUCAAAUGUCACCAAUGUGGAAAGAGGUUCAAAAUAAGUAAAAAUAUUAAGGCGCACAUGAGAAGUCACAGUGAGGAGAAGCCUUUCAAGUGCCAUCAGUGUGGAAAGGGAUUUGUAAUAAAUAAGGACCUCAUAAGACACAUGAGAAGUCACACUGAGGAGAGACCUUUCAAGUGCCAUCAAUGUGGAAAGGGUUUAAAACAUGAAGAAUCGCUUGCUUACCACAUGAAGAUUCACACUGGAGAGAAGCCUUUCAGCUGCACUCAGUGUGGAAAGUGUUUCAUACAUAGAGGACAGCUUACUGUUCACAUGAGAGUUCACUCAAGAGGGAACAAUUGGAAAUGUAAAUUUUGUGGAGAGUGUUUUACAGAAAAGAAACUCCUUCAGAUACAUAGAAGUACUCACAGCCACAAAGAAAAGCCUUUCCCCUGUCCUCAGUGUGGAAAGCGUUACACAUUUAAAGGACGCCUUAAGAAUCACAUCAGAUCUCACAAAAGGGAGAAGGCAUUCACCUUAUUUCACCAUGUGGAAAGUGGUUCAUACAUAAAGGACACCUUAAUUGUCACAUGAGACUUUAUAAAAGAGAGAAUGAUUUAAAAAUGUCAACCAUGCAAAGAGUUUUACAUACAAAAACAAAACAAACAAAAACACUUAAAAGGCAUGUAAAUAUUAACAGAGGAAAGAAACUUUUAUUUUUCAGAUUUUUCAUCUUCUUUUGUGUUCAACAGAAGAAAGAAAGAAACCCAUACUGGUUUGGAACAACAUGAGGGUGAGUAAAUAAUGACAGAAUUUUUAAAGGGUUAUUUCAC
Molecule: messenger RNA, 1944 nt
Organism: Megalobrama amblycephala (Wuchang bream)
Lineage: Eukaryota; Metazoa; Chordata; Actinopteri; Cypriniformes; Xenocyprididae
Product: gastrula zinc finger protein XlCGF52.1-like
Exons: 3
Coding region: 473-1705 (410 amino acids)
Source: RefSeq, a predicted model, not a curated record